AUGAGAAAUCCGAUUCAGAUUUCGCCUCUACUUGCGCUCAAGUAUAGUUCUGAAAGGUUGGAACUAGUCGAAGCUGAUUUGGAACAUGCUGAAGAUUGGUCAAGUGUUCUCGAUGGUUGCGACUAUAUUCUUCACGUCGCAUCCCCUUGGCCAAUUAUCGCCGAUGAGAAUACGGUGAAAGUAGCCGUUGAAGGUACCACGAACAUCUUGAAGGUGGCCGCGAAGAUACCAACAAUUAAAAAAAUCGUCUUGACAAGCAGUUGCUCGGCAAUUAAUGAUGGCCACAAAAAUGGAUCGCGUAUCUUCAAUGAGGAAUGCUGGACGGAUUUGCAAAGUGAUGCAGUGGAGAAUUAUGCCCGUUCCAAGACGAUCGCUGAGCGAACUGCGUGGGAUAUGUGGCACGCCAUGGAUCCCGACAACCGAUUUCAAUUAACCGUUAUCAAUCCAUCGCUUGUGGUUGGCCCGGUUCUCUCGAAUCAACCACAUGGCAGUGCUACGAUAAUGGGAAGAAUGAUGAGCAGACGCGAUUAUCUUGCGUCACCGAAAGUUUCAAUCGGUCUUGUUGAUGUUCGAGACGUGGCUCGAGCUCACAUCACCGCAAUGACCACUCCUGAAUCUGACGGACAUCGCAUUCUGGUCACAGCUACACCAUGCGUUUGGUUCGGUGAUAUCACUCGAUGGUUACGCAAAGAAUUCAAAAGUCAAGGUUAUGACAUAACGCAAUUCGUUAUACCGAAUUGGAUACUUCGUUUGUAUAAUAAAACAGGAGUUGAUCCGCAAACAAACGCCAUAAUGCAUAGGCUUGGACCGGAACUUCGCUUUAACAACACAAAGCGCUUUGGGAAUUUUCUGACAUCUUUCUCGUUUCAGUCAAAAAAAUUGUUGAAAAUGGAGUACACUGAUCCGCAGGAAUCAAUAAUCGACAUGAUGUAUAGUAUGAUUGAGCACGGCAUGGUGAAACGUACGUCCAAGUUUAAACCACCUCCUAAUCCAUCUAACAAGGUUCACUGUUGUCGGAUUAUAAAUCCGCGUUCUUCUUCUACAAUCAUUUAA
This is a messenger RNA of Anisakis simplex (herring worm), 1053 nucleotides long. The record is from the annotation of a GenBank genome assembly. Lineage: Eukaryota; Metazoa; Nematoda; Chromadorea; Rhabditida; Anisakidae.